This is a messenger RNA of Coccinella septempunctata (seven-spotted ladybird), 744 nucleotides long. RefSeq lists its product as uncharacterized. The coding region runs from base 1 to 744 and encodes 247 amino acids. The record is from RefSeq and is a predicted model, not a curated record. NCBI's taxonomy places the organism in Eukaryota, Metazoa, Arthropoda, Insecta, Coleoptera, Coccinellidae. The transcript has a single exon.
AUGUAUAAUAUUGGCAUUUCUGAUAUCAAUUAUGUUGAAAAUGUGAGCGAUAAAUUGAAAAAGAUUUUGAAUGAGAAUGCAGUGAUAUUUUCAAAAGAGUUAGGAAAAUUUAACGGUGGUGAAGCUUCCAUAGCUUUGAAUGAUGAUAAUGUCGAACCAAAAUUUAUUAAAGCAAGACCUAUUCCAUUCGCUAUAAAACAAAAGGUAGAAGAUGAAAUUGAUAGAUUGGUUUCUUUAGGUAUUGUGACUCACACGAACUAUAGUAGAUGGGCAACACCAGUAGUGCCAGUUUUGAAGAAGGAUGGUUCAAUAAGGCUUUGUGGAGAUUACAAAGUCACGGUGAAUCCCCACAUAAGAAUUGAUCAGUACCCUAUCCCUCGCAUUGAAGAAUUGUUUUGCAAGCUACAUGGAGGUGUUUAUUUCUCGAAACUAGAUUUGUCUCAAGCAUAUCAACAAAUUUGCAUAGAUGAACCAUCUCAGGAGCUUCUUACAAUAUCAACUCACAAAGGAUUAUUCAAGUAUAACCGAUUAAACUACGGAGUAGCAUCAGCGCCAGCAAAAUUCCAGAAAAUCAUGGACUCUGUGCUGGGUGGUAUGGAAGGUGUAGUUGUUUUCCUAGAUGACAUACUAAUAAUGGGUAAGGAUGAACAGGAACAUUUGGAAAGAUUAGAUCAAGUUUUAAAAAAACUUAAUGAAGUAGGUUUUAGAUUGAGUUUAGAUAAAUGUUCAUUUUUUUCAAGAUGA